AUGGCAGCGGCCAACGGGGCCGUGCCCGAGGGCGCGGAGCAGCCCCGCGGCCCCGCGGCCGCCCCGUCGGGCAGGAAGGAGGUGAAGGUGGUGAUCGUGGGCGAUGGAGGCUGCGGGAAGACGUCGCUGCUGAUGGUGUACGCCAAGGGCUCCUUCCCCGAGCAAUACGCGCCCUCUGUUUUUGAGAAGUACACGACGAGCGUGGCGGUGGGAAAGAAGGAGGUGACCCUGAACCUGUACGACACCGCAGGGCAGGAGGACUACGACAGGCUGCGGCCGCUUUCCUACCAGAACACCAACGUUGUGUUAAUUUGUUACGAUGUCAUGAACCCCACUAGCUAUGAUAACGUGGCAGCCAAGUGGUAUCCUGAAGUGAAUCACUUCUGCCGGGGUGUGCCGCUGGUGCUGAUCGGCUGCAAGACGGACCUGCGCAAGGACAAGGAGCAGCUGCGCAAGCUCAGGGCGGCCAGGCAGGAGCCCAUCACCUACAGCCAGGGUGAGGCAGCUUGCAAGGAGAUUAAUGCAGAAAUUUACCUGGAAUGCUCAGCAAAAUGUCGUGAGAACAUAGAAAAUGUUUUUAAAGAAGCCACAACCAUUGCACUGAGUGCCAUGAAGAAAGCCAAGCGCCACAGGAAACGGAAAGUGUGCUCAGUGUUAUGAUCUGGACUGCACAAGAACCGAGUGAUUCAGAUUUUAUAAACAGUUUAACUUUAAAAACCUUCUUUUUUUAAACAUGUUUGUAU
This is a messenger RNA of Catharus ustulatus (Swainson's thrush), 743 nucleotides long. RefSeq names its product ras homolog family member F, filopodia associated (gene RHOF). Gene Ontology annotation, biological process: cell migration; small GTPase-mediated signal transduction. The record is from RefSeq and is a predicted model, not a curated record. Gene Ontology annotation, molecular function: GTP binding; GTPase activity. NCBI's taxonomy places the organism in Eukaryota, Metazoa, Chordata, Aves, Passeriformes, Turdidae. The coding region runs from base 1 to 660 and encodes 219 amino acids. The transcript is spliced from 5 exons.